GUUUAUUUAUGGUGUUGUUGAACACGCAUCAGAAUAUUAGAGAAGCAUGGCCAGUAAUGUUAGUAUAUGUGGUGUCUGUGAACAUCGUGAUGUUACCAAACCAUCAGUAGUCUGGUGUUCAGAAUGUGAGGAAGGACUAUGCGAAGAUUGUAAGGAGCAUCACAGUUUUUCCAAGGCAACGAGAAAUCAUGAAAUUUUUCCCAUUGAUGAAUAUAUGAAGCUACCUGUAAAGAUUUUGAAAGUAGCGCAGUUUUGCGACAAACAUAAAGAGAAAUACGAUUUUUUCUGUAGAAAACACGACUGUCCAUGCUGUAGGAAAUGUGUAGAGGAUCACAACGGCUGUAAAGAUUUAACUGAUAUCAGGAAUAUGAUCCACAAUGUGAAAUCCUCAGCUGCGUUUCAGGAAAUCGAACACGCCUUGUCAGAAACCGCCGAGAACAUCAAAAGCAUCCGUAUAAAUCGUGAGCAAAACCUUGCAACACUUGCAGAGAAGACAAAGAUUGUUGAAUUGGAAAUUCGGCAAUUUCGAAACAAAAUUAAUGACCAUCUUGAUAAACUUCAAGAUGAGUUAUUAAAGGAACUUAAAGCGGAGGAAGAAAACAGAAGUAGCAAAAUUCAACAACUAUUGACGUCAAUAAUGCAGAGAGAAAAGGAGAUUCUUGAAUACAAAGUUAAUAUUGCAAAUACAAAGCGAUAUGCCUCGGACCUGCAAUCAUUCAUUGCGAUGAAACAAAUCGAAAAAGAUAUUUUUAAAGAAGAGAGUUUUAUCCAAUCAAUCAGCAAAAGCGAGCAAAUGCAUCAAAUCGAUAUAUCGUGUACGAUGAACACAGCAUUGCAGGAAUUAGCCACUACUACGAAGACGUUUGGAGAAGUUGUUGCGAGUACCAGUGCAUGUAAUGUAUCCAUCCAGAAAAGGAGAAAUAAACAAGCUCAGAUAAUUGUACCUCCUUCAACAAAUGAUUUCGAUGAUGUAAGUCUCAAGGUAAAACAAACAAUACAAACAAAGCUGUCAAACGUUUGUGGAUGUACCUUCCUUCCUGAUGGUAAAAUGAUUUUCUCAUGUUGUACUAGCGAUCAAAUACGGGUUUUAAAGCCGAAUGGUUCAUAUGAUUUUGAUCUGAACAACAUUGGGCCUGUUUUGGACGUGGUAUAUAUUGGAGAUAAUUCUGUAGCUGUUACAUCAGGUGGAACUGCAGGUUCAAAGCAGAUCAAUAUAAUAGAUGUUCAAAACAGAAAAGUAAAAAAAACAUUGAAUGUCAAUUCCCCCAAUAACGGAGUAACAUUCAAAGAUGGAAAGUUGAUUUAUUGUGCAAGAGAGCAGGGACUAAAGAUGAUCAGUCUCAGUGAUGAAUCUAUAACCAGUAUCACCACUAGUAAAAUGUCAAGUGAGGGAAACGUAGCCAUCCAUGACGACAAGCUGUACUACACAAACGAAAAAAAUCACAAUGUCACCUGUUGUGAUUUUCAUGGUAACACAAUGUGGAUAUUCAACGAAAGUAGUGCCCUGAGCUAUCCAUGUGGUAUAUCUGUCGACAAUGAUGGGAAUGUAUAUGUAGCGGGAGUACGGUCUCACAAUGUGGUCGUUAUUUCUACAGAUGGCCAACGCCAUAGAAUACUAUUAUCGAGGAAAGAUGGACUGGUCUGUCCAACAGCUGUGGAGUAUGACCGAUUGAACAAUAAACUUUUGGUUGCCAAUAAUUAUGGUAACGCUUUCGUGUAUGAUGUUGUAUGACAAUAGAUGUGUUAGGAAAGUCAAAACGAUUCUGGGGCUGAUGUACCAAUACCACUACAGGCUAUAGUGGGGACAAUCUCAAAAAGCCCACAUAAUCAUUCAUUAUAGUUAUCUGUAUGGGUUUGUUUGAUAAUGCUGAGAUGAUUUUUAAACAAUGAAAUAAUAACAAUCUAUUCCUCAAUACACAGACGAGGAUACAGCAAAUCAACACGAUCAUAAUUAAUAUUAUUAUUAUAAAAUUGCAUUGUUUCAUAGUAGAGAUCGCUUAAGUUUAAGAUCGUUGUUCCCCAUUUCUUACUAUUUUGUUGAACGACUACAAGGAAAAAAAUGAAUAAAAAACAUUGCAAUCAAAUCACAUCCGAAUCAACUUUUUUUCUCUACAGCAAUCUUUGUUCAAAAUGUUCGUUUAUUUGAAAUUGAUCUGAAAUAUACUUUUCACGUCGGGGCCUUCCAUAGCUUUUAGGCGGGAUGGGUUUUGUACCUUGUUGAAGGCCAUAUGGUGUCUUAUAUAUGCCAACAUUUACAUCAUUUUGUCUCUGGUGGAUAGAUGUCUACUUUGGCAAUCAUACCACAUCUCCUAAUUUAUAUCACGUUUCAAAAAUAGAGAAAUGUGUAGCUUUAAAUUCUAAUAAAAGACCUAUAGAUUUGUCUACUUGACAAUUAUACAAAAAUAGAGUGGAACAGACGCCUAUUUAAUUUUAUAAUCUUUAUUUUUUUAAUUUUAUCUAGAAAGGCCAAUUUGAUGUAAUGCUGAAAAGGGACAAUACCUAAAAAUCCGUUAAAAUGUGUGAAUUAUUUAUUCUAAAUCACAUUUCCCUGACAUUUUCUUUCUACCAGCUUUCGUCAGUUAGUUUUUCGAACAGAAGAGGUUAUCAAAUUAAGUUUUCAAAGAUUACCAUAUUCUGUGUUUGUUGUGGACUCAAAGAAGUAGAAAGAACGUAUAAUUCAUAUUGAACUUUUUAAUGAAUGAUCGACUUGAAUGUGAAAAUUGUUUAACAUGUUGAAAUUUGCAUGAUUUGAGAAUGCUUUUUUAUUUAUAUCAUUCUGGAGACAGAAUUCUUUUUCUUCAUGGGAGGCAGUGUUGUGCCACGACUAUUGACAAUAACUCUUUUAGUAAUAGCCUUCAUUCAUUCAUUUCAUUCGUAUUUCCCGGCGUAUAUUUUCCGCGAAACCAGGUCAUAUUCAUUUUCAUUUUUGCACACUUGCUUGUUAUAGAAAUGAUCUUAAUAACAUAAUAUCCUUAUUCAAAUGUUAUUAAUGUAUCCUAUUGAAUCCAUAGUUAGUAAGGUUGGAAUUAUCAAAAAUUCUGCUUAUCAAAUAGAAGACUAUUUGGUUUACAUUCACAUUUGUAUACACAUGUACUUUUUUUAGGUGUUUUGAUUGACUUGGUCCUUCCAACGUUUUAAGAAAAUGUAGUCAGUUUCAAAUUAGAGCUUGAAGUAAACAGCUAAUUUUGACAGUUUAGCCGUAUUUGCUUUGGAGGUAUUUUUCACACACUGCAAUUUAUUUAACAUACAUAGCAACUUAUUGAUAUUAAUUAAUCACUGUAAUUAAUGAUAUUAGUUUUUAAUAAAGCUGCUUUUAUUUAUUUAAACAAAUCUA
Messenger RNA from Mytilus californianus (California mussel), 3334 nucleotides. RefSeq names its product E3 ubiquitin-protein ligase TRIM71-like. The coding region runs from base 47 to 1732 and encodes 561 amino acids. Lineage: Eukaryota; Metazoa; Mollusca; Bivalvia; Mytilida; Mytilidae. Gene Ontology annotation, molecular function: protein binding; zinc ion binding. The record is from RefSeq and is a predicted model, not a curated record. The transcript has 2 exons.